Molecule: messenger RNA, 1642 nt
Organism: Oenanthe melanoleuca
Lineage: Eukaryota; Metazoa; Chordata; Aves; Passeriformes; Muscicapidae
Gene: TSNARE1
Product: t-SNARE domain containing 1
Exons: 14
Coding region: 222-1091 (289 amino acids)
Biological process (GO): vesicle-mediated transport; vesicle fusion; intracellular protein transport
Cellular component (GO): endomembrane system; SNARE complex; membrane
Molecular function (GO): SNAP receptor activity; SNARE binding
Source: RefSeq, a predicted model, not a curated record
GUCACGUGAUGUUUGGGUGCCGGCGGUGACGGCGGCAGGGACAAUACUGCUGAGCUGGGCCUUGGCUCCAUUGGGUUAUUGCUGCCAAGUUCCCAACAAGUGGCUCCACAACACAGCAGAAUAAAAUUGUGGAUUAGAAGAAAGUCUUGUGUGCCCAGGAGAGCAGGACUUGGGAAGCAGCUGGUUUGAAGUGUAAUCCCGCAUCCAUCACUAUCCAGAAAAUGUCUUAUGGAUCCAUUGAUGGGAGUGGAUUUGGGAGCAGGAACCCAUUUGGAGGCCCCUCAAGACAAGGCUAUCAACCUCUUGCCACCCAGAUUGAUCCCAGUGAACUGCAGGAACUUUUUCAGGAGACUUCAGCCAACGUCUUCCGAAUUAACUCCAAUGUGACCUCUCUGGAAAGGAGUCUUCGAUCCCUGGGGACCUCGAACGAUACUCAAGAGCUGCAGGAUGGACUGCACGCCACCCAGCAGGAGACUAAUAAAACCAUCACGACUAGCACCAAAGCCAUCAAGCAGCUGUCUGAGGUUGUCAGAGGCUCAUCCAGGCAAGAACGGCUGCAGCUGGACAGGCUGAAGAACCAGCUCUCAGAUGCCAUCCAGAGAUAUGGAGCUGUGCAGAAAAAAAUAGCAGAGAAAUCCAAAGCUUUGCUCCCUACUGGGCAGAGAAGCACCAAACAGCAGAGCCCUAAGGCCCCUUUCUCUGAGCUGCCUGACGACGAGAAGAUCUUUAACGACGGCGCGUGGCAGAGCCAGGGCCAGGAGCAAGCCCUGCUCUCGGAAAUCACCGAGCAGGACCUGGAAGCCAUCCGCCAGAGGGAAGAGGCCAUCCAGCAGAUUGAGAGUGACAUGUUGGAUGUGAACCAGAUCAUCAAAGACCUGGCCUCCAUGGUGCACGAGCAAGGGGACACAAUAGAUAGCAUUGAAGCCAACAUUGAGGCCUCUUCUUCUAAUGUAGAAUCAGCCAAUGAGCAGCUGGCAAAAGCAAGUCAGCACCAACUACGAGCCAGGAAGAUGAAGUGCUGCCUCCUGUCCGUGGCUUUGGCUGUUCUGCUCCUCGUUGUCAUCAUCAUCGCUGUCUCUGUCAAGCACUGACCUGCCUGAGCUGUGCACAGACCUUCUGCUUUUGGAGCUGGCUGGAUUAUUUCAGUCCUUGAUGCACUACCCUGUCCCUGUGUGCUGCUCCUCUUGCCACCAACAAAAGCAGUCACAGCCCUGUGUGUCAGGGUCUGAGGGCAGCCUGGCAGAGAGGGAAAGAUUGACAAGUGGCUUUGUGGCAUUGCCAUUUGCAGCUCUCUUGUUCCUUCCAAGCAGGAGACAAGUCUGGGCACCCUCCUCUGACACACACAGAAAUUCUGACAUUUGUGCCAUGCAGCUCUCCCUGGCCAUGUCAGGUGUUGAAGCACAGCAGUUCCUACUCAGUGUUGAACAGAGAAAUAAUUUAACCUAAGGAACUUUGUAAAUAAAGGCAAAGCAUAGAGAAUUUUGUUUCAUGGUACUGCUUUUGCUUUUUAAAUUGUUAUCACAAGGAUUUUCUUGGUGUCUCUGUUUUCUCCACACAUCUAUAUGUGGCUUAAUAUGUGAGUGGCUGAGUUUUCAACCUUGUUUCAAUCUUUCAAGCUCUGUAAGGGUCAUAAUAUUUUUGG